UUGAUAGCAGUGGGAGGUGCUGGCCUGGCGUAUAAAUACUGCUGUUUGGCAGCCAGACGAUACUGUAGUGUGUUCAGGGCACAUGACAGGAAGCUUCUGAUUCAGUUCACUACUCGAGACGGCGGUGGAGACAAUCACAAGAUGUUGUGGAGUGCUGCUGUGGUCUUCCUGCUGGUAGAGUCAGCCUCCUGUCUCAAGUGUCCUGAUGGGAAAGUGUGCUCUAACCUCCAGACCUGCUGUUUCACUCAGAAAGGCUACGUCUGUUGCCCAGUCCCUAACGCUGUCUGCUGCGCUGACCUAACCCACUGCUGUCCCCAUGGUUACCGCUGUAACACAGCAACCAAGCAGUGCGUGCGUGACGGCCUGCCAUGGGACAACCUUCCCCUGCUGGAGAAGGUGGCCGCGGAGCCCCCCUCCUCGCCCGCACUCCCCCUGGUGGAAGCCCAGGAGCCGGGCAGUGCCCCUGCCCAGAGCCAGGGUGUGGAGGACGAGAGCGUGGUCCACUGCGACAGCCUACAUUACUGUCCCAGUGGGACCACCUGUUGCAGACACCCCACCGGGCUGUGGUUCUGCUGCCCCUACUCCCCUGGGAGAUGUUGCCUGGAUGGGUACCACUGCUGUCACUAUGGCUACGACUGUGAUCCCACCUACACUAAGUGUAUCAGGCGGGGCCUGAGGUACCCUGACCCGCCGACCCUGCCCUCCGCCUCUACCCCUGCCACCCGCAGGCUCGCCCUGCCCGAAGGCCCGGCCCUUGCAGAGGAGGUCACGCUCACAGCUCUCGUACCGGCCAGCAACACCAACGGCCCUCAAGCGGGAGUCAUUCGAUGUGAUUCUAGAUUCUACUGCCCCUCUGGAACAUCGUGCUGCCGUUUACCGUCUGGCGGGUGGGGCUGUUGCCAGUACCCCCUGGGCCAGUGCUGUGGAGAUGGUCUGCAUUGUUGUGAAUAUGGAUACACUUGUGACCCAAACUCCACAAAUUGCAGGAAAUGGUACUCUCAGGUUCCCGCGGCUCGCAAGGAGGAUGCAAAACAAGACUAACAUAUUUCCAUAAACUUUUUCUUUUUCUAAACUUUUUUCUAAUCAAUUUUAUAAUGCAAUCAAUUCGCAACUCUAUCUCCUACGUACUGUAAAGUAUCGAGAACAGAGGUACUCAAGACAACUGUAAUAGUAUGAAUUUCUGGUCAAUAAAUUUCAAUAGCAAA
Osmerus eperlanus (European smelt) is the source of this 1205-nucleotide messenger RNA. It is a transcript of the gene grna.1, whose product is annotated as granulin a, tandem duplicate 1. Gene Ontology annotation, cellular component: extracellular region. Bases 142 to 1041 code for a protein of 299 amino acids. The record is from RefSeq and is a predicted model, not a curated record. The transcript has 6 exons. Lineage: Eukaryota; Metazoa; Chordata; Actinopteri; Osmeriformes; Osmeridae.